This is a messenger RNA of Amorphotheca resinae ATCC 22711, 717 nucleotides long. RefSeq lists its product as hypothetical. The transcript is spliced from 2 exons. Bases 173 to 403 code for a protein of 76 amino acids. The record is from RefSeq and is a predicted model, not a curated record. Lineage: Eukaryota; Fungi; Ascomycota; Leotiomycetes; Helotiales; Amorphothecaceae.
CCUCGGAUACUGGCACGCAAAAAGGAGGAUUAGAAAAGGCCUUCCACCCUUGAGAUAUCAUCGAUGGCUUCUCAAUAGACACCAGCGGGCGAGAUACGAUCCGAAUUACCAAAAUCCAACCGUAUACUACGCUCCCUACCCACAAGGAGGUCAAUACAGCAUGUUGAACAAUAUGCCGCCUCCAGUCUAUGACCCCAGUGCUCCGAUGCCUCCAGUUUACCAACCACCCGAGGGAGCAACGAAAGUCGACCCCUCGCAGUGGAGAUCGGAGCCGACCAGAAGGCCUGCGGAGGAAGAUCCGGCGCCGUCCUAUGAAGCUCCGCCAGGACCGCCUCCAAGAGCCGCUGUGCAAGCAGACCACACGGGAACGAGUACCACCAGCAAUAAUCCGUAUAGAGUGUGAGUCAAGAAGUGGAAUCGUUUUGGUGGUGCUUAGGAGUAUGACUUGGUCUUUAAUGUGUAGGGAGCGGGCGUAAUUGAACAUCGACCUGGGAGGACACCUGGUGCCGUAGACCUACGUAUAGUACUAUCAGGAAUAGACACGAAUCAACAAGAUUUGAAGUACAUGGGAAAUUGUCUCUGUUGCAAACCUAUCAAAUUAUAUUAUUCGAGGUAUCAUCCCUCGAAGUUCAUCCCAGAUCCAUAGCGUCUGGAUCAUUUUCUUCCGUCUGAUCUACAGUCGGAGCACUCGGCGGGUUUCCAUUCACCAUACCAUAA